UCUAAUAGCUUCCGCUUCCUAGAGAGAGAGCGAGAUGGAAGAAACACGGGAGGCUGCUUUAGCUUGUUUUGAUAAUUUGUCAGAGGAGCAAAAGGAUAAAGCAUGGGAAGAUUUUGAAGCAAUGGAUUUAGAUGGUGAUGGGACAAUAACCCUCAUCGAAUACCAGCAGUUUUAUCAUGGCAGCUCUUACAUGAUCCCCUUCCAGGAGCUCGACACUAACAGAGAUGGCGAGUUGAAUUUUCAGGAAUUUAAAACUCUUUUCUAUUUGUCGCUCAAUUCCAGGGGCACAACACCAUUAAUACCAACACAAGAUCAGCCAAACUCUUCUCAGUCCAAUACCUCAGAGGCUAAAUUGGCCUUCACCUACCUCAAAGACAGGCGAUUCGCCCUACUAACAUGUCUUGUGCUGGGAUUGGGUGUCUGCUAUCAAGUUAGCCGAUCUAGUGAGGUUGUAAUGAAAGCAAUAGAGGAUUUCAAUAGCUGUUGGGCCUUUGCAAGUGCUGUAGCUUCGGUAGCUAGUGGUCUCUUCGGUUAUGUGAUCAAUAUAUUAUGAUUCAUCCUUUAAACUUUUAUGCUCGGUUUUGCCGUGUGUUUCAAUUGUUAUAAUUUAAUCCGAGAAAUUUCUGUUUCUAACAAAUAAGUACCACAUAUUAAACUUUCGUAGAAUGAAAAGUAUAC
Prunus avium (sweet cherry) is the source of this 678-nucleotide messenger RNA. RefSeq lists its product as uncharacterized. Gene Ontology annotation, molecular function: calcium ion binding. NCBI's taxonomy places the organism in Eukaryota, Viridiplantae, Streptophyta, Magnoliopsida, Rosales, Rosaceae. The record is from RefSeq and is a predicted model, not a curated record.